CAACUCAUGAAAGCUUAUCGUUUGAUGUUUGAGUAUUCCAUACUUCAAAACUACGUGCAAGAUAUCUAGCAAAUCCAAUGGACAAUGUCAAAGCUUAAUGCUCCCAAUAAGCUUUUACUACAAGAAAUUUUGCCCUUUUGUUCUGAAUCUCCUUCGGUCUGUUAAUGGCAACAACCAGUUCCUCGGAAUCGGCUAAUCCAACUGGAUAUCGAAAGAUGCAGCAGUGCUUGAAAAGCCGGCGAAGACUGCGGGCUUUAGCUGAUUGGGGAGUGCUCCUGGCUUUAGUAGCAAUGAUGCAGCUGCUUCCUGUAGCCUACUGUCCUCUUCCGGCAGAGGCCCAUGUAUUUGCACUCGAAAGAGGUUUGCAGUUGAACCGACUGGUCGACCUUGACGACGUUCGAGCCCAAGACCGUGCAAGGCACACCCGGUUCACUCAAGAGGUUACCAGGGGCGCUGUUGACUUCUCGCUGAAUGGUUCCGCCGACCCCUUCAAAGGCGGGCUUUACUUUGCAAAGGUGAAAAUCGGAUCUCCACCGAGGGAAUACAGAGUACAGAUCGAUACCGGAAGUGAUGUCCUGUGGGUCACCUGCUCCUCCUGCACCAAUUGUCCCCGAACCACUGAACUUGGAGUUGAGCUUAGCUUUUACGAUACCACGAGUUCAUCAACUGCCAAAACUGUCACCUGUUAUGACUCGUUGUGCAUUUCCGAGCUUCCAACUUCAGCAGCAGUGUGCCUCGAGCAGAGCAAUAGCUGCGGCUACUCCUUUAAAUAUGGUGAUGGUAGUGGGACUUCCGGUUACUACGUCACUGAUAACUUGUACUUCGAUAUGAUCUUGGACCGCCCUGAUUCGGUAGCAAACUCUUCAGCCCAAAUCAUAUUCGGGUGCAGUACUUACCAGUCCGGUGACUUGACAAUGACCGACAAAGCAGUCGAUGGCAUCUUUGGGUUCGGGCCAGGGCGCAUAUCCGUAAUUUCUCAGUUGUCUUCUAAAGGAAUUGUCCCCAAAGUCUUCUCACACUGCUUGAAGGGCGACUCGGCUGGAGGUGGCUUCUUGGUGAUUGGAGAGAUUUUGGAGCCAGAUAUCGUUUACAGUCCGCUCAUCCCUUCCCAGCCUCAUUAUAACUUGAACAUGGAGAGCAUCGCCAUCAAUGGUCAAGCCUUGCCAAUUGAUCCAGCAGUUUUUGCAACAUCGACCUCCCGAGGAACUAUCGUAGAUUCUGGAACAACUUUAGCAUAUCUUGUGGAAGAAGCAUUCGAUCCUUUCGUCAGCGCUAUAACUGCUGCAGCUUCGCCCGUAGUGAUUCCGGUAUCUGUCAAAGGAACCCAGUGUUACAUAGCCUCCACAAGCACAAUGGAAAAUUUUCCACUGGUCAGUUUAAACUUUGCUGGAGGAGCAUCCAUGUUGCUAAAGCUCGAAGAGUACCUCAUAUACGUCGGUUCCAUGGAUGGGGCUCCUCUCUGGUGCGUUGGGUUCGAGAAAACUCAACAAGGGGUUUCGAUUCUUGGAGAUCUCGUCUUGAAAGAUAAGAUCGUGGUCUAUGAUCUAGCUCAGCAGCGGAUUGGAUGGGCGUAUAGAGACUGCUCGACAUUGUUAAACAUGUCCAAGACAUACGGCUGGGACAAACUCAUCAGUGCUGGGCGAAUGAGUGCAAGCAACUCAAUCAGAUUUAAGCUCUUCAAAUUGCUAGGGACGAGCUUCAUAGCUCUCCUACUGCAAGUUCUAUCUUUUCUCUUCACAUAAAUAUAUACCGCAUAGGGACAUAGUUCUCGAAUACAGACAAUGUGAUUUAGCUAAAUGCGGCGAUGUACGUAGUUUUGGGCAUUCAACAGUUCUUUUGGGAUGGAAAAUCCCGCAUCUCGUGUCUUGUAUGCGGAAGUUUCGAGUUUCUUGAUCUCGAUCUUAGCAGAAGUUAAGGAUAGUUCCCAGAUAAUUGUCCAUCCGAAAUAAGUGCUGAAUUUUCUCAUA
This is a messenger RNA of Punica granatum (pomegranate), 1967 nucleotides long. The record is from RefSeq and is a predicted model, not a curated record. NCBI's taxonomy places the organism in Eukaryota, Viridiplantae, Streptophyta, Magnoliopsida, Myrtales, Lythraceae.